AUGGCGUCAAAUGAAGCUCCAACAAGCACGCGAAGGCCCGUGUCUUCUGCCAACGACGCACCUGCUGGAACUCUUGGCUCUCGUUCUCGUGCCCAAUCACCUGGCUCAGUGAGGAAGGUCGAUUUGCCUAUGGAUUCCGCAGGCAAGAAAAGCUCCGGUGCGGAGGAGUCAAGAGCAACAGAUCCGGCCCCGAGAUGCGGCCAGUUCCGCAUGGUGAUGUGCUGGAUGUUGUUUGGCUGCAGGCUCACUUGCCAAGCCAAUCGAAUUAUCUUCGGAGCACUCUUGCCCGAGAUUCGGCAGGACAUCCAGCUUUCCGAUGCCGAAGCUGGAAGCUUGCUGUCUGCAUUUGCUUCAGGCUACAUGCUGACGCAGAUCCUUGGGGGUGCGUUGGCCGAUCGAAUUGGGGGCAAGUGGAUCUUGCAGAUUGCCAUUUGCGCAGUCAGUUUGGGGUCGAUGGUGGCGCCACUUGCGCUGCAAAAGGGCUUCUGGGCAACGUACUGCACUUACUUUGCGGCAGGCUUUCUGGAGGGGCCGUCUUUCCCAACGACCGGGUCGAUGCUGUCUAGGUGGAUCCCUGCCAAAGAACGGUCCACCGCAUCUUCUUUGGCCGACACAGGCGGAUCCAUUGGUGGGCUGCUAGCUCUUGGAGGCGGCCCUAUUUUGGCAUCGUGGUUGGGUUGGCAACUGACUUUUGUAGUCUAUGGAGGAUUGUCCAGCUGUUUCUGCAUUGCGUGGCUGGGCAUUGCCUCCAGCUUGCCGUCAUCAAGCCCGUUCAUGUCCACUACAGAGCUACAGAUGCUCAUCAGCGAGGGAGUGGUGAGCAACUCCCACCAGGCCAAAGGGGGUCGAGGCGAUGUUAAGGUUCAAGGCCUCUCGUGGCGCAUGUUCUUUUCGCCACCAGUCCUGGCUGUAUGUUAUGCCCAUGCGGUGUUCAAUUUCGGGAGGUAUUUCCUGUAUGGGUGGAUCCCGACAUUUUACAACCAGGUAUUGGGUGUGCCGGCGGCUACGGCCGCGUUUUACAUGACGUGCCUCCAGGUCGCUGACGCAUUUGUGAAGCUCGUGGUGGCUCCUUUCGCUGAUCAGCUUGUCGCUUCGGGAAGGCUCUCGAUCUUGGGGCUGCGCAGACUGUUGAGUUGCAUCGGCUUUCUUGGUUUCGGUGGAGCGAUGGGGCUCUGCUCCUUGAUUACUUCACCGGCACUUGUCACUGCUGCGCUGGUGGUCGGCAAGAGCGCUGCUUCCUGCCAUGCUGCAGGGUUCAAGACCAACUAUCUGGACAUAAGCCGAGCGCACACUGGAUCCAUCUCUGGAUUUGGUAACACUCUUGCGACGUUGUCAAGCACAGCUGCUCCGCUGAUCGCUGGUACCGUGAUUCAGGCCAGCGGUUGGAGCUCCAUGUUUUCCAUCUGCUUUGCUGUGAAUGUGUCGGGAGCGCUAGUGUUCGGCUUGCUGUCUUCGGCCACCAAUCUUGAUCCUGUCUUGAAGGAGGACUGA
Messenger RNA from Symbiodinium natans, 1491 nucleotides. The record is from the annotation of a GenBank genome assembly. Lineage: Eukaryota; Dinophyceae; Suessiales; Symbiodiniaceae.